Drepanopeziza brunnea f. sp. 'multigermtubi' MB_m1 is the source of this 1266-nucleotide messenger RNA. RefSeq lists its product as uncharacterized. Lineage: Eukaryota; Fungi; Ascomycota; Leotiomycetes; Helotiales; Drepanopezizaceae. The record is from RefSeq and is a predicted model, not a curated record.
AUGAUAUUAUUACCGCACUCUAUUUGGUCGAUCUUGCUAGCCUUAAGCUUUCUCUUCAAUAGAGCUUGUGGAGAAAGAGAGGUUAUCGCUUAUCGGACUGUUUCCGAGGAAGAAGCCGCGUAUAUCAAUCGCCAUAAUAAGCCUUACAGAGAUAAAAAACACGACAGAUUCUCUCGCUGGAAUCAAUUAGCAAGUGGAUUCUAUACGACAAACGAACCUGCUGGCUGGCGGGGUUACACCGGCGACGAGUAUUGUGUCAUCAAAGCGGACAGUGACAAGUUUGAAAGUGCGCGCAAAGUAUGGAUCCCAAAAACCACUGGGGAUGAGGCAUCGCCAACGCUAUUGUGGAGCGGAAACGAGGAGCGGAUUCUGGAUUACAUCAGGUCGCUCGGCGUGCCAGAGCCGGAGAAUGCAUUGCGCUUUUCACAUAUUUCGCUUCACCCGGGGAAGCUGCAGAUGGUUAUUCCAACUGACAUGAUCAACAACGACGACCUGGAUCUCUGGGCUGAGUGCUGGAAAUCACCGAAGGAUCUAUUGAAUCACGCGAGCGAGACCGUGGACUGGUCGCGGUGGGCUAUUGCGGGACAUCCUGGACCGGGCGAAGCGCUCGGAUCGAGCAAAACCGUCCCGGUCAAUUGGAAGCCGUCGAUUUGGGAACCUGGAGCGAGCGCAGGAGCUUUUGCAAAGAGCAAAACCCUGCGGAUGAGUUUGAAACCGUCGACUUCUCGGAACAAGGGGAAGGCCAGCGUGGCUGCAGCGCGUGUAGGAGCUCUUGCAAAGAGCCAGACCCUUCGGAUAGGUUGGAGCCCGUCGAUUUGGAAAGCGUCGGCUUCUGUCAAGAAAAAGGGGAAGGCCAGCGAUCUUGAGAUGAGCGACGGAGAUCCUGGAACGAGCGCGAGAGCUUAUAGAAAGAGCAAAACGCUGCGGAUGAGUUGGAAACCGUCGGUCCCUGACAGGAAAAAGGGGAAGGCCAGCGAUCCUGGAACGAGCCGAGGAGAUCCUGGAACGAGAGGAGGAGCUCUUGGAAAGAGCAAAACCUUUCGGAUCAGUUGGAGACCGUUGACUUGGAAACCGUCGGUUUCUGGCAAGAAAAAGGGGAAGGCCAGCGAUCCUGGAACGAGCGGAGGAGUUCUUGCAAAGAGCCAAACCCUUGGGAUGAGUUGGAAACCGUCGACUUCGAAAUCGUUGAUUUCUGUCAAAAAGGAGAAGGCGCCGAAACGGCAUCGGUGGUGGUCGAAAUGGUGGCGAUUGACCCCUUGGGCAUGA